AUGAGUGAAUUGUGGCAUAAAUCAGGCUUCUGUGUGGUAGAGAAACCCUAUCUGAAGAAGAUAAGCCAGACUGACUGAACCAUGAUUGAACCAAUGAAUUUUGUCCACCUGACUCCCAUCGGCUCUGGGGAGAUAGGGGCGGUAGAUGGACUUGCCAUGACAGGUGCAGUUCAGGAGCAGAUGAGAUGCAAAGGAAAUGGAGACAGGCCGUGGAGCAAUUCUACGGGCUUAUAGCUCCCAUGGGAAUGGUUCGGCUAUCUUCAAGCUCCCACUCUGUGUCCAGCCCGGAAGAAAUGCUGCUCCCA
Molecule: messenger RNA, 305 nt
Organism: Perognathus longimembris pacificus (Pacific pocket mouse)
Lineage: Eukaryota; Metazoa; Chordata; Mammalia; Rodentia; Heteromyidae
Product: CDC42 small effector protein 1-like
Biological process (GO): regulation of Rho protein signal transduction
Cellular component (GO): plasma membrane
Molecular function (GO): small GTPase binding
Source: RefSeq, a predicted model, not a curated record